Messenger RNA from Lodderomyces parapsilosis, 1899 nucleotides. RefSeq lists its product as uncharacterized. The transcript has a single exon. The coding region runs from base 1 to 1899 and encodes 632 amino acids. NCBI's taxonomy places the organism in Eukaryota, Fungi, Ascomycota, Pichiomycetes, Serinales, Debaryomycetaceae. Gene Ontology annotation, molecular function: ubiquitin binding. The record is from RefSeq and is a predicted model, not a curated record.
AUGUCAGAAGCAGAAUCAAUAUAUAUCCCAAUACCACACUUUCCCCCAUUUAAGCUAAGGUCGUCGAUGAUUGACAAAGACCCCGUCAUAUGGGCUCAUUUGUUGGAAGCAUAUAUUAAGUUGAUACAAUUAUUGCUUGAUCCUCAAUCACCAAAAUUAAGCGUAAAGUCACAACAACAGUUGCAUUUAUUCUUGCAAAUAUACCUAAAGGAAACAAGUACUGAGGGAGAAAGGAUUUUCUCAUUGGGGGCUAUUAAUCCAGAUAUUAAAAGCAAUACCGAAACUUUACGAGCAUAUGUGUUUCAUUUAAUCAAGAAUUACGGCUUUGUUAAAUUGAGUAUGACUGGAGAAAUGAUUUGGGAUUUUGUUCGAAUAUACUGUGAAAAGAAUGCUCAAACUGUGAGGGGAUUGAUUGAUGGAUCUUUUAAAUCAAAGUUUAACGAUAAUAAAAAAUCAGGUAGUAUUUCAUCCAUCCCAGUGUUGCAGAAAUAUCUCGAAAAGUUGAUUUCCGAGGGGAAAGUUAGAUCCACGCACUUGAAAUUUCUUACCAUGCUAUUGGGACAACAUGUUUCAAAAACAACUUACUCGAUGGGAUCAAGUAAAAUUGUAAACACGAGCCAAAACAAUAACAGCUUACAAUUUGCCGAAAGCUUCGUCACUACAAAUUGGAUUGAGUUUUUGGACCUUGCUUACGCUGACGGGAAAAGUCCGAAUGCAGAAUUGGUGAAAAACGUGAUGGUUCUUUCUAUUGUAUCCUUGUCUGCUCCCAAGUUGGCAAAGUUGGCCUCUAGCUUGGGAAUCUCGUCGGUGGACACAUUGAGUAUUGCGCCCCUAUUUGGUGCAAUUAUUACGUCUGACCCAUUGAAGGACUUAAUCCCAAAAUUGGAGGAAAAGUUACCAUUUCUCAGGUUUGUUAGCAAGGAUGUUGAGAACGAAUCCGAAGAGGAAAGUGAGGGGAAGUACGAAGAAAAUGUUGAGGGGAUUUCUCUUUUGGUAGACUUAUUUCCCGAUCUAACUGAAAGGAAAGCAAAGAUAAUUUUGAAAGACUACAGUGGAGAUGUGGAGUACGUGACUAACUUGCUCUUGGAGAACCCCGAUCGAAUAAGUUCCAUAGAGGAGAAAAAACCAUCUGCUCAAAACAAACCAGCUGAAGUUGCAAACCACAACAUUCCAAAGCGAUCAAUAUACGAUGACGAUGAUAUUUCAAAGGGGGAUUUCUCAAAAGCUUCCAUUGUGUUUGGAAAGAAGAACCGCAAACAAAUUGGAGUGGCCGACGAUGUUUUGAAAAAAAAGACGUUGAACGCGGCAUUGAGAUUGAUGUAUGAGAGUGACGAAGAUGAGCCGGAUGAUACAUAUGAUGACCAGGAAAAGACAACAGGUUCCGAAAUGGAAGAUGACUCUAAAAAGUGGAAAGGUUCAAAGAUGACACCACUUAUAGAUGAAUCCAAACCCGCUUUCUCCCCAGUUGACCCAAUGGAAAGGCAUCUCUUUGGUAUUUUCAAAAAAGAUGGCACCAAUGCUUUUGAUAAAUCUUCGAGAAAGUCUAGUCAUCGACAACAAAUGAAAAAGGAUACAAAUUGGUCAGAUGAGCAGAUUGAAGGCUGGUUGCGUAUGCUUCUUAAAUCACCUCGGAGGUACAAGAUUCUAGAAGAAAAUUACUUCUAUGGUGGUGGGAAUCCCAACAGGCAACCGCGGGCUCCAAAACAGGCCAAUGGUCCAGUGGAAGGAUCUUCAUCAAAGUCCCCUACAGCGAAAAGUAAAGAACAACCCAAAGAACAGGUUAAGCGUUCACAUGCAAGAAACGAAAAAAACAAAGCUAGAAAGUCCAAUCAUAACCGGAAGUCCCGGCAUGACAAGAAGUCCAGUUUGCAAUUGGCUGGUAUGAAAUCAGAGGGGUAA